AUGUCUCAUGGAAUCGGACCCUAUUUUCAUCGAGAUUUAAUUAAACAGUUAAAACGUUGUGAGAAGUUUGUGUUAUGUUUUGAUGAACAAACAAAUGUGCAAAAUAAAAAACAAUUGGAUUUAUUAAUUAAGUUUUGGUCUUAUGGUGAAGGACUUGUUGUCACUCGAUAUUAUAAGUCUGUCAUGUUAGGACAUACUCAGGCUCAUGUUCUUCAAGAUGCUAUUAUUAAUUCUUUUAAAACAGAUGGUAUUAAUCUGAAACGAUUGUUAAUGUUAGAACGUGAUAAUCCAUUUGUUAAUAUUUCAUUGGAAAAUUUAAUUGAUGAAGAGAUGAAGAAGAUUGAAAGUGGUUUACUUUUAUUAGGAUCGGGUAAUCUUCAUUCGGUGCACAAUGGCUUUAAAACCGGUAUAUCAUCGGCCAACUGGCACGUGGAAAAUAUCUGCACAGAAAUUUAUUCAUGGUUUAAGCAGAGUCCUGCACGUAAAGAAGAUUUAGUUGAUACAAUUGAUGAAUUUGAUGAUUUGGUUGAAAAAACAUUGCUAUACUUCACAAUCACACGUUGGAUUCUUCUUGGUAAAGUUAUUGCUCGUGUUUUAACAUUAUGGGAACCUCUAAACGAAUAUUUCUUAAUUUUUUUACCAACUUGUCAAAAAGCGCAAAUUCGUAAAAAUGAUAAAUAUGAGAAAAUUAAAUCUAAUUUAACAUCAAAUGUAUCUAAAAUCCGAUUACACUUUGUAUUGUUCUUAUGUGAAACUAUUUUUGAUCGGUUUUUAACUUGGUUUCAACAGGAGGGACCGCUUAUUCAUCUUCUUCACCACGAAUUAUCUGAAUUAUUUCAUUUGGUUUCGUUACAAUUCUUAAAAUCUGAUUAUGUUGCGGAUAAAUCUGGUAGCGAUUUGUUGGAUUUAGAUUUUAAUGCUGAUCAAAUUAUUCGUGUUGCACGUGCUGUUCCACAUUUAUUAACAGAUAAUGAAAUUGAUCAUUUACGCAAUGAGUGGUUAAUUUAUUCAUAUGAAACUAUUGAUGAAAAAUGGAUAAUAAAAAGCCAAGAAAAAGAUUCAUCUGGUAAUGAUCACAUUAUCUACCAACGAAUUGAUUUUUAUUGGAACAAUGUUUUGGCUAUAACGUUAUCAGAUGGCCGUUCAAAAUAUCCUACCUUUUCAAAGCUUGUGAAAAAUAUUCUGAUUAUUUCUCACGGUAAUGCCGAUAUUGAACGUGGUUUUUCAAUUAAUGAAAAUAUUGUUACUACAAAUCGAUCAUCGUUAUCUGAAUUAUCAAUUAAUGGAUUACGUACUACAUAUGAUGCUGUUAAAUUUUCUGGUGGUGGUUUCAGUCACAAAGCAUGUAUCGAUUCAUUUGAUUUUGAAAAAUUACAUUUAUAUUUUUAUGUCUAG
Messenger RNA from Rotaria sp. Silwood2, 1395 nucleotides. NCBI's taxonomy places the organism in Eukaryota, Metazoa, Rotifera, Eurotatoria, Philodinida, Philodinidae. The record is from the annotation of a GenBank genome assembly.